Molecule: messenger RNA, 1899 nt
Organism: Thyridium curvatum
Lineage: Eukaryota; Fungi; Ascomycota; Sordariomycetes; Thyridiales; Thyridiaceae
Exons: 5
Coding region: 1-1899 (632 amino acids)
Source: RefSeq, a predicted model, not a curated record
AUGUUGGCCAACUCGAUAACAGCAUUUGCGCAGCUCGCUGUUCUGGCCGCCGUCGCCAGAGCUGGCCACCAUGAAGUUGCAGUCGGUAAGGACAAGCAGCUCAAGUUUGUCCCAGAGACGUUGAACGCGGCCAUCGGCGAUACAAUCACAUAUUCGUUCUUCGCAAAGGAUCCAUGUCAUCCCUUGGAAGGCGGCUUUUUCUCAGGCUUUGUCCCGACUGCAUCAGAAACUGAAGCCUCCCCGACGACCUGGACCAUCACAGUCAAGGACUCGAAGCCCAUUUGGAUCUACUGCGGCCAAACAACUGGCAACCACUGCCAGUCCGGCAUGGUGCAUGCCGUCAACGCGCCGGCUACUGGAAACACUUUUGACGCCUACAAGUCGAAAGCCGCUACGGCAUCGACAAGCACGUCUCCCGCAGAUGGUCUUCCUGCAGGAGGUUCGCGUGUUGUGCACAUCACCGUAGCUCUAGACAAGUCAUUGACUUUCUCUCCAAACGACAUUACGGAACCAGUCGGGACCGUGGUCGAGUUUGCCUUCAACCCAGCGAAUCACACCGUCACACAAUCGUCAUUCGAUGAUCCAUGCCACCCGCUCGCCAACGGCUUCAGCAGCGGCUUCAUUCCGACCUCAGUAUCUCCCUCCGGAGUUCUCUUUGACAUUGUCGUCAAGGACACCAAGCCGAUAUGGUUUUACUGCGGGCAGCCUAACAAGAAUCACUGCCAGUCUGGAAUGGUCGGGAGCGUCAAUGCUCCUGCCAGCGGAAACACUCUCCAAGCCUUCACAGACAAGGCCAAGGGUGCUGCCGCAAGCACCAUCCCACCCCAGGCACCUCUCGGGGGCACUCUUAUCGUCAACGGAACGGUUAUCCCCACCCUGAACGGCAACGUCCUCAAUGUCACCGCUCUAGACAGCGGCAUGCUCAAGGACAUCCCACCGCCCGGCCAGGCCCUCCCUCCCCUCGUCGGCGGCAUGGCCGGUGGAGGCCCACCCAAUAGCUACAACUGGGCACCGCAGAUCUCCGACAACUCCACCGCGGCCCUGCAGCUGCUGCAGUUCCUCGACAACGUCCUCCUCGAAGUCCUGUUCGAGGGCUUCCUCAAGGUGCGCGCCGGCGGCGAGUGGGCGGGCGUGUACCCGCGCUCCAUCGUCGACACGCUCGGCGCCCUCGCCGCGCAGGCCCUCGUCCACCGCUCCACGGCCACCGACUCCCUGCAGCACUACAAGCGCGACCUCAUGGGCGCCUGCACGCACCGCCUGCCGAGCGGCAACGGCACCACGACCAGCACCGGGGCCGAGGCCUUCAUCGACGCCGCGCUGGCCCUCGUCCUGGUCGAGAUCGGCGCGCUGACCGACGCCGUCACCGUGGCGGCCGUCUCGGGCGACCAGUGGCUCGUCCCGGCCCUGGCGACGCAGAUCGGCGCCAAGAGCCGCAUGGCCGGCGUCCUGGAGAUGAUGCGCGGCCGGGCCCCCGGCGCGGCGCCCCGCGAGGCCCUGCUGCCGGCGGGCCUGGCGUACAGCUUCGUCGCGAGCAACUACGUGUCCAAGUGCCCCGACGGCGACGCGGCGGAGAAGAAGUGGGGCAAGGCCCUGCCCGCGCUGCAGGUCUCCGGGUCGCGGCGGACGAUGCCCGGCGGGCGCAAGGCGAGCAUCACCGUCGCCGUGCCCGAGGGCGCCAAAGGCGACAUGUGGGUUGCCUGGGUCGGCGCCUGGGGGUCCCUGCGGUUCACGAGCGUACAGGUUGACGGCGGCCAGGGCACGGCCGAUGUGCCGGCGGAUCUGGGCGGUCAUGUGUGGAGUGUGCUCGUGACGAAGAAGGACGUCAAGGCGCAGGAGCUUGCUGGCGUGGCAGUCGCAGGACCCUCUUUAGUCUGGGUCUCUGAAUCGCGAGAGAUGUGA